This is a messenger RNA of Symphalangus syndactylus (siamang), 3784 nucleotides long. RefSeq names its product F-box and leucine rich repeat protein 18 (gene FBXL18). Gene Ontology annotation, molecular function: protein binding. Gene Ontology annotation, biological process: SCF-dependent proteasomal ubiquitin-dependent protein catabolic process. Lineage: Eukaryota; Metazoa; Chordata; Mammalia; Primates; Hylobatidae. The record is from RefSeq and is a predicted model, not a curated record. Gene Ontology annotation, cellular component: SCF ubiquitin ligase complex.
GGAAGUGACGAAAGCUCGCUCCUUACCGGGGUCUCGGUUGAGCCGUGGACGCGCCGGCUUCGAGCAUCCCUAGCCGGGCAGGUGGGAGGCCCUGGGGUUGCGGCUCCCGCGGCCGCGGCUCGGACCCGCCAGCGACAUGGCCAGCUCCGGAGAGGACAUAUCCAAUGAUGAUGAUGACAUGCACCCUGCAGCAGCUGGGAUGGCGGAUGGGGUCCACCUCCUGGGGUUCUCUGAUGAGAUCCUCCUUCAUAUCCUGAGUCACGUCCCCAGCACAGAUCUGAUUCUGAAUGUCCGGCGUACCUGUCGGAAGCUCGCAGCCCUGUGCCUUGACAAGAGCCUCAUCCACACCGUGUUGCUGCAAAAGGACUAUCAGGCGAGCGAGGACAAAGUGAGGCAGCUGGUGAAGGAGAUCGGCCGGGAGAUCCAGCAGCUGAGCAUGGCUGGCUGCUACUGGCUGCCUGGCUCCACCGUGGAACACGUGGCCCGCUGCCGCAGCCUGGUGAAGGUGAACCUCUCGGGCUGCCACCUCACCUCCCUGCGCCUCUCCAAGAUGCUCUCGGCCCUGCAGCACCUGCGCUCGCUGGCCAUCGACGUGAGCCCCGGCUUCGACGCCAGCCAGCUGAGCAGCGAGUGCAAGGCCACACUGAGCCGCGUGCGGGAGCUCAAGCAGACGCUGUUCACGCCCUCCUACGGUGUGGUGCCCUGCUGCACCAGCCUGGAGAAGCUGCUGCUCUACUUCGAGAUUCUAGACCGCACGCGCGAGGGCGCCAUCCUCUCGGGCCAGCUUAUGGUGGGCCAGAGCAACGUGCCGCACUACCAGAACCUGCGGGUCUUCUAUGCGCGCCUGGCCCCCGGCUACAUCAACCAGGAGGUGGUGCGGCUCUACUUGGCCGUGCUUAGCGACCGCACUCCUCAGAACCUCCACGCCUUCCUCAUCUCCGUCCCCGGCAGCUUCGCGGAGAGCGGCGCCACCAAGAACCUCCUGGACUCCAUGGCGCGCAACGUCGCGCUGGAUGCCCUGCAGCUGCCCAAGUCCUGGCUGAACGGCUCUUCCCUCCUGCAGCACAUGAAAUUCAACAACCCGUUCUACUUCAGUUUCAGCCGCUGCACCCUGUCGGGCGGCCAUCUGAUCCAGCAGGUCAUCAACGGCGGGAAGGACCUGCGGAGCCUGGCCAGCUUGAACCUCAGCGGCUGUGUCCACUGCCUGUCCCCAGACUCGCUGCUCCGCAAGGCGGAGGACGACAUUGAUAGCAGCAUCCUGGAGACGCUGGUGGCGUCCUGCUGCAACCUGCGCCACCUGAACCUUUCGGCUGCCCACCACCACAGCUCGGAGGGCCUGGGCCGCCACCUCUGCCAGCUCCUGGCCCGGCUGCGUCACCUGCGCUCCCUCUCCCUGCCUGUGUGCUCUGUCGCCGACUCCGCGCCGCGCGCCGACCGCGCGCCGGCCCAGCCGGCCAUGCACGCAGUACCACGCGGCUUUGGCAAGAAAGUGCGUGUGGGCGUGCAGUCCUGUCCCAGCCCCUUCUCGGGCCAGGCGGGCCCCCAGCCCUCCUCCGUGUUCUGGUCUCUUCUGAAGAACCUGCCCUUCCUGGAACACCUGGAGCUGAUCGGGUCCAACUUCUCCUCCGCCAUGCCGCGCAACGAGCCCGCCAUCCGCAACUCGCUCCCACCCUGCAGCCGCGCGCAGAGCGUCGGGGACUCAGAGGUGGCCGCCAUCGGCCAGCUGGCCUUCCUGCGGCACCUGACGCUCGCACAGCUGCCCAGCGUCCUUACGGGCUCCGGGCUGGUCAGUAUCGGCCUGCAGUGCCAGCAGUUGCGGUCCCUGUCGCUGGCCAACCUGGGCAUGAUGGGGAAGGUGGUGUACAUGCCCGCGCUCUCAGACAUGUUGAAGCACUGCAAGCGGCUGAGGGACCUCAGGCUGGAGCAGCCCUACUUCAGCGCCAAUGCUCAGUUCUUCCAGGCGCUGAGCCAGUGCCCCUCGCUGCAGCGCCUGUGCCUGGUGUCUCGCAGCGGCACCCUCCAGCCCGAUGCCGUGCUGGCCUUCAUGGCUCGCUGCCUGCACGUUGUCAUGUGCCACCUGUUCACCGGGGAGUCCCUUGCCACCUGCAAGAGCCUGCAGCAGUCGCUUCUCCGCAGCCUUCCCUCCUCUCCUGCCAGGAAUGCUGCCAAUGCUACGGAUAUGCCGAGGCCUGCUCUUCUCCUAAAUGAAGUCUCUGCUGCCGGCAUUAGCUUAUUUUCUGCAGAAAGCAAAUUAAAGGGGCUGCUGAGGAAGGUAUUUGGAUCCUUGGGGCCGCUCCCAGAGUCCUUGCACCUGUCCAGGGGUGGAUCUGGCCUGGGGGGCCACCAUAGUCCCAGGGGCCCAGUCCCAGGCCCCUUCCUGGAAUUCCCCUUCCCAACCCCUGCUCCUGCACGUCCCAAAGCCUCCCCCGGCCAGAGUGGGGAGGGGGGACUUGCCUGCUUCGUGCCUGGGGCCCUAGCAUCAGAACGGCCAGUUGCCUGUCCCUCUGCGGGCUGUUUUGGCCUCUCAAGGUCACAGACCGUGUCUUUAAGUCUCACUAUAUUUUUUUCUGAUUAUAAAAGCAAUCGAUUUCACCAUAGAAAUGUCAGGAAAUAAGGCUGGGGGUGGUGGCUCAUGCCUGUAAUCCCCAAGAUUUGGGAGGCUGAGGAGGAUCACUUGAGGCCAGGAGUUCAAGAUCAGCCUGGGCAACAGAGUGAGACCCCAUCUGUACAAAAAAUACAAAAAUUGGCCAAGCGUGGUGGUGCGUGCCUGUCGUCCCAGCUACUUUGGAGGCUGAGGCAGGAUCACUUGAGCCCAGUAGUUGGAGGCUGUGGUGAGCUAUGAUGGCGCACUGCACUCCAGCCAGAACAAGAAGGAGACCCUGUCUGUAAAAAGAAAAAGAAAAAAAAAAAUAGGCAGUGCCUGCGUCUACCCCCUGCCUCUCUUCGGUGCAUUUUUCUCCCUUUGUCUUGGGAGUCCGAGGCUCUGGCCCACCCCUCCCCACCUUCAGUGUGUUUCCUUCCACGGGCGAGGUACAAAGAGGGACUGUCGGAGGGAGGGCUGGGGUCAGGGCUGGGCACAGGGCGGGAUGAGGUGGGUGAGGGUACCCAUGAGCUUCUUGCCAGGUCUCCUGUCCCAACAGCAACUCCCCCAGCCGCUGAGGAGCCCCCUGCAGAGCUGGGGUUGAAGGGGCAGCUUGUCCCCCCACCUUCAGCAAUGGCAACCUGCAGCAACUGGAACAAGGCCCCACCGUAAAGCUCUGUGUGUCCCAGGUAAGGCUGAGAGAGAGAGAAAAGACCCGACCGCUUUCAUCUGUUUCCUGGCAGGGAUGGGAUUCUUUUUUUUUUUUUUUUUUUGAGACGGAGUCUCGCUCUGUCGCCCAGGCUGGAGUGCAGGGGUGCGAUCUUGGCUCACUGCAAGCUCCACCUCCCGGGUUCACGCCAUUCUCCCGCCUCAGCCUCCGGAGUAGCUGGGACUACAGGCGCCCGCCACCACGCCCGGCUAAUUUUUUGUAUUUUUAGUAGAGACGGAGUUUCACUAUGGUCUCCAUCUCCUGACCUCGUGAUCCACCUGCCUUGGCCUCCCAAAGUGCUGGGAUUACAAGCAUGAGCCACUGCGCCCGGCCAAGGGAUGGGGUUCUAAGGCAGGUUUCCUGGAACCCUACAGCUCUCUUUGUUUAGCUGGGGAAGUGGCUUGUAGACCAGGUCAAGGGACAGAAAGCACUAAUUCAUCCAUCCAUUAGCCUAUCUAUCUAUCUAUCUAUCUAUCUAUCUAUCUAUCUAUCCA